AGCAGAAGAAGAAACAAGCUGUCAAAUCGGGGAGAAGCAAAAAAAACGGGAAAAAAUCGUGUUCCAGAAAACUGGGUGCACGCAGUUUUUAGCUUGGAAUCGGUGCCAUUCGCUGCCGCGACCGGCCCGCUCAGGUAUCUUCGGGUGGCGCACGUUUCGGUUGAGCCGUUGCCGGUGCUGGUGGACGGGGAGCUCCGGGGGAGUGCGGAAAAUUGCGUCGGAAAGUACGCGAGGUAAUCUGACGGACGACGCGUGUGUGUUUGUUUGAUUGUGUGUGCGUGCCUGCGUGUGCCGCGGCAACAGGAAGAAGGUUCCCGGGUUGGUGGUCGAGUUCCGAGUUUGUUUACUCCGGUGACGUUGGUAACGGGUUUGGUCGAGGGGGUGGUCGCCAAGGCCUGUUGCGAUCGAUUUCUUCCAGAGCAGGAGCAGCAGCUGUCAGCGGGAUCAAAACAAAACAAAGGUUGUCGAAAUGUCUUUUCCGACGGGGCCGCCACCGCCGAUCGUUCCGGCCGGAAUGCCGUUCGGAAUUGCUCCGCCACUGAUGCCAUCUUUGAUCCCCGCCGGAAUGCCACCGAUGAAUCAGCCUCCGCCCGGUGGAGGUGGUCGUCGGGGUGACUUUCGGGGGUCCGGGUCGACGAUCGGGUCUCGGCCGCAGAUGUACAAUAACAACAACAACAAUAAUCACCACCACCAUAAUGACCGGCGCCGGGAAGACCACCGAGAGCGGGGCGGAGUGCAGGUUCCAAACGCGGCGCCAACCAUGGACGGACCGAUCAUUACCGUGUUUAUCGGGAACAUCAGCGAUAAGGCGCCCGAUCCGAUGAUCAAGAAGAUACUGGCGUCUUGUGGGACGGUCAUCAACUGGAAGCGCGUGUCCACGUUCGGGUUCUGCGAGUAUGAUGGUGCCGUGGCGGGUGCCCGUGCCGUCCGGCUGCUGCACGACAUGGAGAUCGACGGCAAGAAGCUGGUCGCGAAAGUGGACGCCAAGAACAAGGCCCUGCUCGAUGACCACAAGGAGGACGACCAGUCGGCGAAUCGGGCCGGAAACGAAAAGUUCGGUGACGACGAAGCGUUGGACUUGAUUACGCGCAUUCUGGACGAGUUCCGGGACGACCUGACGGGUGGCGGCGGCGGCGACGACGACGGCGAGGCAAGCGGUGAUGGAGGUGGCGGCGGCAGCAGUGGCAGAGGCAAAUCGGGCAAAACUAAACGGAACCUGCAGACGCAGGAGAUGGAGGAGGGCAAGCGGGAACUGAUCAGCCAGGAGAUUGGCAGGUUCCGGAAGUACACCGAAGAGAACGAGCAGCGCAAGGAGAAGGAGAAGGAACGCCGGAAGGCGAGGGACGAAAAGAAGCCGGAGUCGGAUGCGGCGGUUGCGCCCAGUUCGAGCGAAAAGAAGCGGUCUUCCGUGUCGCCAUCGUCGUCGUCGUCCCGCAAGGACAAGGACAAGGACAAGGAAAAGGAGAAGAAAUCCUCGAGGAGACGGAGUCGGAGUCGGGAGCGAGAGCGGGAGAGGGAAAGAGAGCGCGAACGUGAGCGGGAAGCUCGCGAGCGAAUUGAGCGGGAGAACCGGGAGAUUGAAGCUCGUGCCCGCGAGAGGGAGAGAGAGCGCGAGAGGGAGAGGGAGCGCGAGAGGGAGAGGGCUUCAACUCGCGAGCUGGUCAGCCGAAAUCCGCGGGACAUUUUGCGCGAGAAGGAGAUGGAGGACGAGGCGCGCGAUCGGAGAAAGGCGGAGAAGAAGGCCAAGGAGAAGGAGGCCGCCUACCAGGAACGGCUCCGCAACUGGGAAGCGCGCGAGCGGCGGAAGGCCAAGGACUACGAAAAGGACCGCGAGCGGGACCGGUGCCGCGAGGAGGAGCGCGAAAAGGAGGCCAAGCGGUUGAAGGAGUUCCUCGAGGAUUACGACGACGAGCGGGACGAUCCCAAGUACUACAAGGGCCGCGAGUUGCAACGCCGACUAGCGGAGCGUGUCCGCGAGGCCGACCUGGACUCGAAGGACCGCAACAAGGAGCAGGAAGAGCUGGACGAGCUCAAGAACAAGAUCUUUGCCGGCGAGUAUGACAACCCGACGGCGGAGUUUGAAAAGGAAAAGAAGAAACGCGAGGAAAUGUACCGACCCAAGAUCCUGAUCGACGUCAACCUCGAGCAAUCGCAGCAGCGCGAGCGUGAAAUCGAACGCGAGCGGAUGCGCGAGUUGGAACGCCAACGGGACAAGGAACGGAUCCGGGCCAACAAGGAGCGGUACGUGAUGGCGCAAGCUUCCCGCGAACUGGCCGCCAUCGACGCCGAACCGAUCGAGUCCGACUCGAGCGGGCAUGACGAUGGCGGGGGUGGCGGCGCCAGCUUUGGAUCCCCACCAAUCCACCAAAACAACAACAACAACAACAGCAGUAACCACCACCAUCCGGGCCACCAGCAGCAGCAUCAUCAGCAGCAGAUCCAUCCGCAGCAUGCCGGUUCGGAGACGCGGGAUUCGUUUGGCUUCGGCCAGAUGGGAGGAGGAGGGAUGGACGAUGACAGCUCGCGCCACUCGAUGCGGUCCAACUCGAUGCGAUGGGCAGUCCGGAUGGGUUUGGGGAGGAGCGGGACUGCCAACAGCAACAGCGGCAUGAACUCGUUGUCGAUGUCGUCGGAGAAGCACCAGCCGAUUGCGCCCACCAUCAGUUUGAGCUUGAACGCGGCGGCCAAGAAGAAGAAGCUCGAGAUGAAGGACGUGUUCAACAGCUUGGACGACGACGGGGAGGAGUCGAACGGGCCGAAAAAGCGGAAGCUGGUGCCGUUGGACGAGGAAAACCGCCCUCAAAACACGGCCGCCCCGCGCGAAUCCCACUCCAAGUCCAGCAAGUCGAGCAAAAACUCUGGUGGCGGCGGCGACGAGCCUUCAUCCGGCAAAUCCAGCAGCCGCGACCAGGCCAAAUCGCAGGAGGAAAAGCGGCGCCACAUCAAGAGUAUUAUCGACAAAAUCCCCACGGAGAAGGCGGACCUGUUCAACUAUCCGCUGGAUUGGAACGAGAUCGACGCCACGAUCGAGAAGAAGAUCCGGCCGUGGAUCAACAAGAAGAUUAUCGAGUACAUUGGCGAGCCGGAACCGACGCUGGUGGACUUUAUCUGCUCGAAGGUGCUGGCGGGGAGCACCCCGCAGGGCAUCCUGGACGACGUGCAAAUGGUUCUCGACGAGGAAGCCGAAGUGUUUGUGGUCAAGAUGUGGCGUCUGCUGAUCUACGAGGUCGAAGCCAAGAAGGUCGGACUGACCAAGUGAGGGGCGUUGGUGGACGUUGCCGGCUCAGCACAGGUAUCUACCACGUGUCAGUCAUUUUGAUCCAAUUUUCCCCUUUUGAAAAAAAAACAGCAACAAAAUCAUGUUUACUCUAAGUAAGGUGUAUCUCAUAGAACAAAAACAACAACAAUUGCAAAUAAUAUAUUACUCUGGUACAGUGCGAUAAUGGAAUGAAAUAAAAGCAGCAAGAUUUUAACCCUGUACGAAAAACAGCAAAUAGUAACAUAAACAUUUAGUUGAAAGCAAAACGAAAUGAUGAGUGUGUUUCAAGUAGACAAACAACCAACCAGUUAAAAUUUUGUCGCAGGAUGAAUACCCGGACCCGCGAUGCUUCCAGACAGACACAAAGAGAGAGAGAGACCGGUGGAGGCUUCCCAUCAUUCUGCGGUGUUCCGGAACAGACAGCCAGAAACACACACUCUGACAAGCAAAAAGAGUUGGAGAAUUUUGAACAGAGUAAUUUUAUGUGAGUAGAAACAAGCUAACUAAUUAAUUGAACAGAAAAAAUAUCAGUAAAAAAACAUAAAUUCUUCAAAUUAUACACACAAAAAACGUACACAUACAUGCAUACAACCCAUGAAUAUUAAGAUUAUGAUGAAAGAUUCUUGCUUAAAAAUAAAACAGAAAACUUUGACGAAAAAGGACAGAAAACCAAGA
Culex quinquefasciatus (southern house mosquito) is the source of this 3934-nucleotide messenger RNA. Its product is annotated as RNA-binding protein 25. Gene Ontology annotation, biological process: mRNA processing; regulation of alternative mRNA splicing, via spliceosome. Gene Ontology annotation, cellular component: spliceosomal complex. The record is from RefSeq and is a predicted model, not a curated record. Gene Ontology annotation, molecular function: mRNA binding. NCBI's taxonomy places the organism in Eukaryota, Metazoa, Arthropoda, Insecta, Diptera, Culicidae.